AUGUUGUCGCAACUCGAACACGACCUCUUACUGGCCGUUCAAGAUGGAGACGAAGCUUUGGUCAGGACGCUGUUGGAAGCGGGGGCAGACCCAAAUGCCGGUGCUUGGGCGCGAUUCGAGCACACUGCAGUCUCCCUAGCCAUAGAGAAUGGGUACGAGGCAAUUUUCGACGAGUUGAUCAGUCGUGGGCUCCUCUAUGGCAUGACCGAGGAGCGGGGACCUCAGAGAAUCGCCACGAAAUCUUUCCCUAGGGACACAUCAAUCAAAGCUACUCUGCAAAUCUGGAUAGCGAAUACCAUGCCGUCUGUCAUUCGUAACAUCUCUUCUUCGUGGCUGCCCAAUGAAACGCACUCGAUGUCACCAGGAGAACGUGCUCUUGAAGCCGUGUUGCGAUCUGACGCUGCCACCGAGAGCAUGGUCAUCAAGCUGCUAGAUGCAAACCUGCUAGCAUCUCAGCCUUACAGCCACUUAGAAGUCGCUCGAAAGCUGCUCGACCUGGCAAUCGAACGCUGUUGGACGACCCUGGCUUCCUACCUGCUCGAACGGGAAGCACCCGUAGACACUGGGCCUUCAGAGAUGUCCAAGGAAUGUUACUGGCCUUCAUUUUUCGGAUCAGUGUCUCACACCUUGCCACAUAUAGAUGCAAAGGUCAUGCCGGAGCACCUUCUAUAUCGCAGAAAGGUGAUAAGUAUUCUUGACGAGUACUACAUCGAGCGCUCGAUGCAAGUCAGUACAUGGGCCAAGGCAGUCAGCUCACGGGUAUUCCACGACUUGUCACGAUCGAAAUCAGAGCAGGAGCGAACAACGGCUAGAGUCAUGUUGGAUGUCCUCCGAAGAAGCUCAGCCAAUCCUUCCAAGCCUGAUGACAGUGGUCUCGAUGCUUUGUCGUACGCAGUACAGCAAGCAUAUCCAUGCGCGGUGUUUGAAGAAGUGCUACAAGCCUGGUAA
Zasmidium cellare ATCC 36951 is the source of this 948-nucleotide messenger RNA. RefSeq lists its product as uncharacterized. The record is from RefSeq and is a predicted model, not a curated record. NCBI's taxonomy places the organism in Eukaryota, Fungi, Ascomycota, Dothideomycetes, Mycosphaerellales, Mycosphaerellaceae. Gene Ontology annotation, molecular function: protein binding. The transcript has a single exon. The coding region runs from base 1 to 948 and encodes 315 amino acids.